GUUGCAAUGACGGUGAUGUGGGCCCUUCACGUUACAGCCAGGUACAAUAAGAACCGAUUUUUGGCACCGUUCCUCAUCAUGCCCAGCCACGGGGGACUCGGUCAUCGUCUCUGUCGCCCGUCAGCAAAAAGCGCCCAUACGAUGACUGCGUGCAUUACCAAGGCUUAUGCCGAUGACAGCAAGUUUCAGUAGAGUUGUUGGAGUAUCAAGGAGUUUUGAUGACAUAUUG
Laetiporus sulphureus 93-53 is the source of this 229-nucleotide messenger RNA. RefSeq lists its product as uncharacterized. The annotation marks the transcript as partial. The transcript is spliced from 3 exons. NCBI's taxonomy places the organism in Eukaryota, Fungi, Basidiomycota, Agaricomycetes, Polyporales, Laetiporaceae. The record is from RefSeq and is a predicted model, not a curated record.